AUGCCUCGGGGGAGCUCUUCGGAAUUAGCUGAGAGCGGAUCGAGAAGGACGGCUAGCGACGAGCCUGGGCCCGGAACUACGGAGCGGGAAUAUGUGGACAGCGCAAUAAAUCAGACAUAUACGCCGCUAGCGCAGCCCACAGGACCGACGCCGAGCCGAUUGACACAGCCCAGAACAAGCAAGUCGAGAGCUCUCGAACGACUCCUGGCCGAUCCAAAUCGGGUACAGAGAAGUGGGGAUCGAGGCGAAAACAGGAAGGCGGAUCUUCCAAGUCAGAGCUCUCGAGGCGAAAGGACUGGCUCGUCUCUAACAUCCGUACCUGUGUUGCGUUGUGAGACGGAAAUCUAG
Molecule: messenger RNA, 348 nt
Organism: Dicrocoelium dendriticum
Lineage: Eukaryota; Metazoa; Platyhelminthes; Trematoda; Plagiorchiida; Dicrocoeliidae
Source: the annotation of a GenBank genome assembly